Messenger RNA from Thermothielavioides terrestris NRRL 8126, 357 nucleotides. RefSeq lists its product as uncharacterized. The coding region runs from base 1 to 357 and encodes 118 amino acids. The transcript has a single exon. NCBI's taxonomy places the organism in Eukaryota, Fungi, Ascomycota, Sordariomycetes, Sordariales, Chaetomiaceae. The record is from RefSeq and is a predicted model, not a curated record.
AUGGUCCGCCGCGCCCUCAGCCUCCGCCGCGGCGCCAACCCGCUAACCCUGCCCCUCGACCAACCCCCAAACCACAGCCGCAACCACAACCCGACCAGCCGACCCGAGCUGGCGCCGGAGCCGGCACCCUCAUCCUCAUCCUCUCCCUCGUCGUGCCCAUCCCCAACCACAACCGCAUCCACCACAACCGCUUCCACGACCGCCGCCGCCGCGGCCAGGGCCACGACGACGACAUACACCACCAUCACACUCCAUGUCCCGCGGCCCGGCCCCGCCCGGCGCGAGCACCCGCCGCUGCCCUACUCGCGACAUCACCUGCUCCGGCGGGCGGGGGGCGGCGGGGGUAAACAAGGGUAG